CAGGUAACUGGAGGGACUCGAUUCAUGAACUUGAAUUCACCGUCAGUUCACGGACGUUCGUCUGGCAAUGUUCUACGUCAUGCGAUUACCGCUACACGCUUUACUGUUCUUCAUUUUUGCGCUGGAACAGCGUUUGGCGGAAGAAAUUUGGCUGCAGGAUUUGUCCAUGGAUAUGGAAAUAGGAGCGUCCACUGAAGGAUAUGAUCAAGUUUCAUUACAUUGCGGGGCAGAGAAGAUGACAGUGAAUUUGAAAACUUCAGAAAAUUUCACAGGAGUAAUCUACACUCAAGGUAGUUUCUAUUCAAGACAGGCUCCUUGUUUCUUGGAUCCUGCUCACGGUGGGAAUUUCACUCUGAACAUUCCCUUUGAUCAAUGCGACACUGAAAAUUCUGAUGAUAAGUACAAAAACACCCUAGUCAUCCAGCACGAUGAUGAGUUAAUUACACCAGGUGACGCAGCUUUUGUCUUGGAAUGUGAUUUCUCCAAGUCUACAUAUGUAACAGUAUCAGCAGAACUGAACGAACCAGAUAAGAGUGGCAGACUAGUGAGAUCCAGUAUAUCCUUGGUGGAUGCCGACCCGGCCAGGGACAAGACAAAGAGAACAGCCUGUGUGAAGAGUGACACUAACGAAGUUGUUUUCGUUCCUAAUUCAAUCCUGAAGUUAAACGAUGAGCUGUAAAUCAUUGCCCAAUAUAAUGUUAUAUGGGAAUUACAAUAAGGAACUAUAUACACACUCCUUAACCUUUUCACUGCCACUGUGGUCCCAUGGGACUUCUUCGUUUGGGCCAUGGUGAUCACUGGUGACCAUUAAGAAAAAUAUGCUAUUGGCAAGAUUGUAGUUCUUUGCCAUUAUAAAAUUUUUAAUAUGAAAUUUCUGGCCCACAAAAAUUCACCUGGCAGGGAAAGGGUUAAUUUCCAAGAAGCAGUUCAUUGGAUUUUAGCUAAUUUUCUAUCUGUUGCAUUCGUGAUAAAACAAGGUCAAUGAAAUGCCAUCCGAGGCUCAUUAUCAGUAAUGGAAUUCCACCAUCAUCUGUUGUUGACUCAAACUGCACUGGCGACGAUUCGUUUGAAUGAUACGCGAUACGAUGCCCUGAUAACCUUCUAUUGUAAGAACACAUUAGAAACGGUACUCUGUACAAUAUCGACCCCUUUGCAUAAUACUUUAUGAGACUGCAUUGCUUAUCCUUUUUGUACAUUAAUUUAAUAAUAAAUUUCUUAACAAAUGGAA
Messenger RNA from Osmia lignaria (orchard mason bee), 1228 nucleotides. Lineage: Eukaryota; Metazoa; Arthropoda; Insecta; Hymenoptera; Megachilidae. The record is from RefSeq and is a predicted model, not a curated record.